This is a messenger RNA of Cuscuta campestris, 1135 nucleotides long. NCBI's taxonomy places the organism in Eukaryota, Viridiplantae, Streptophyta, Magnoliopsida, Solanales, Convolvulaceae. The record is from the annotation of a GenBank genome assembly.
AGUCCAGUGUAUCCUACACUGUUUCAUCAACCUUUAUUUCUCUCCGCAUAGUAUCUUUUUUUUUCUUCUCAUGGCAGAUCCGUCCUCACAGACAGGGUUGCUCCGCUCCUUGCUGCUCUGCUUCGUUUUAGUCUCUAAGCUUUCCCAGUCUGUUUCUGUGGUGGUGGUCUUUAAUGGAGUUUCGGAGCGGAAAAACUCAACUGUUCUACUUGUUGGAGACACCAUCAUUUUCCGGCACCACAAUCUCUUCAUUUUCAAGAACCAGAGAGCUUUCAAUGCCUGCAAUUUCACUCUGGCCGCUCUUCUCCCCAAAUCUAACUCCAAAAAUUAUACUGCUUGGCACGCGGUGCGCAAGGGUUUCUUCUACUUCUCAUUUUCCGACGGGUCUAACAAUACGGCGUGCUUGAAAGGCCAGAAGCUAGCAAUUGAAGUAACCCCGUCACCGCCGGGACGUCCUGCACCUUCACCAGGUGGAUCUCCGCCGUUUCUUGCAGGCGUCGGAAUAGCGCCCUCGUCUCCGUGGGCUCGAGGGAAGGCGGGUUCCCCUGCAUCGGCUCCGGUUGGUGCGGCUAAAAAUGAUGGCCCGGUCAUGGUCCCGGAAGAAGGCGGCGGCCAGACACCGUUCAUCAAGAGUAACCCGGCUGUGCCUCUCCCGACCGGCGAAGUGGAUUCUGCAACUAUUUGCACUUUGCCCACUUCAGGUCACCCUCAAGAACGGGCGGCGGGGGCUUUGACCGUUCAAAGAGCUUUUUUCUCUGCAAUUUUCUGGAUGAUUAUAUCAUGAAAAGCUGCGCGCGCUGAUUAAAGAAAGAGAAAGAAAGAAAGAGAGGCGAAGGAUUAUGGAAUGGGAUUUGGGAUGGACGAAAAUACAUAGUGGAUAUUACUUCAUCCGUCUCACUGUAUUUGUCCAGUUUGACUUUUUCGAGUUAAAUCGAACAAACUUUGAGCUUCAAUUAAAUAAGAACCGUAAUGUAUUUUAACAUAAAAAUGACUUUAUUUGAUUUAUCGUAUUGAGAACUUUCAAAAUUGUAUUUCAUUAUGCUAAUAUGCAAUAUAAAUUGAGACUAAUUGGAGUUCAAAGUUUGUUCAGUUUGACUCGAAAAAGUCAUACUAGACAAAUGUACUGGUACGAAGG